ACUAGCAAAGGACCAGAAUGAAAACCCUAGCCCCAGCAUCCUUUACUACUUUCUUUGCUAAAAGCAAGCAAGAAAGGAGCAGAGGUUCAGUGUCCGAGAGAGAAGCAGCCGUAAAGCUCGAAACUCUGCCGCCAUGGGUCGUAUGCAUAGCCGAGGUAAGGGUAUUUCCGCAUCUGCUCUUCCGUACAAAAGAACUCCACCUAGUUGGCUCAAGAUCUCCUCUCAAGAUGUGGAGGAGAACAUUUGCAAGUUUGCGAAGAAGGGUUUGACCCCAUCUCAAAUUGGUGUCAUUCUCCGUGAUUCACAUGGGAUUGCUCAGGUGAAGAGUGUUACGGGCAGCAAGAUUUUGCGGAUACUGAAAGCCCAUGGCCUUGCUCCUGAAAUUCCCGAAGAUUUGUACCACCUGAUUAAGAAAGCUGUUGCCAUCAGAAAGCAUCUUGAGAGGAACCGCAAAGACAAGGAUUCCAAGUUCCGGUUGAUCCUGGUUGAGAGCAGAAUCCAUCGCCUUGCCCGCUAUUACAAGAAGACAAAGAAGCUUCCACCCGUGUGGAAAUACGAGUCGACUACUGCCAGCACCCUUGUGGCCUAAGGGAAGACACUGUUGGAACCAGCUUCUUGCGCUUUGAUUGAUGGACGCCUGGAUAUGGGUUGGAGUAGUAAAGUUUUAAUUACAUGCUAUAUUUAUGCUUUUAAAGAACCAGUUCACAUUAUGGUUUGAAAUUGAGAUACUUAGGAGGGAUAAUAUUAUGUUUAGUGAUCAGAAUCAUUUUUCUUGUCCAUUUAAAAUGUGUUGACGUUUUGGAUCUUAUCUUCAAAAUGUUGUUACGUGGAUUUAUGUUUCCGAA
Molecule: messenger RNA, 845 nt
Organism: Gossypium raimondii (Peruvian cotton)
Lineage: Eukaryota; Viridiplantae; Streptophyta; Magnoliopsida; Malvales; Malvaceae
Product: 40S ribosomal protein S13
Exons: 5
Coding region: 134-589 (151 amino acids)
Biological process (GO): translation
Cellular component (GO): nucleolus; ribosome; cytosolic small ribosomal subunit
Molecular function (GO): small ribosomal subunit rRNA binding; structural constituent of ribosome
Source: RefSeq, a predicted model, not a curated record